This is a messenger RNA of Suillus clintonianus, 961 nucleotides long. RefSeq lists its product as uncharacterized. Lineage: Eukaryota; Fungi; Basidiomycota; Agaricomycetes; Boletales; Suillaceae. The transcript is spliced from 9 exons. The coding region runs from base 206 to 961 and encodes 251 amino acids. The record is from RefSeq and is a predicted model, not a curated record.
AUUCAAUGUGCUAUUUGACUAUAGCCUGAGUCGGUCUGUAGUGGUGAAUGGACUCAAGUUGUCCUUCCGAUAUACUGUGCACACUCGCAAUGAUCAUUGCUUGCAGGUACCAGUCCUCGCAAAUUGCCAAACAGGCGUUCGACCGAUGUGAACUUCUGGUAUUAAUAGACCAAUGGCCGCCGAUCAAUGACGGGCGCUAACAAACAUGUGUUUGUCCUUCCAACACUCGAUGAAUAAAGACAAUCCUGGGAAGAAGCGCUUCAAAGGGUGGCCGAAGCCAAGUCGUUCAACCCCUCAUUUGCCAGAGGAGAGGCCGACUGACCUCAUCUCUCCCGCCUUUGAGCAAUGGAUCUCGCAGACGAUCCCCAGGUCUCCCAACCCUGAACGCACGGGCACACGUUCCAGAGCACAGGAUAUCGAACCUGUACAGUCAACCGAGGAUCCUUCACUCAUCGCUUCCACUCCCGAACUGAAUACUGAGCAAUCUUCCAAUCCAGGCGUUGCAAAGGCCGAACAACCCGACCAGAAGUUUGUGAACGAAAGAAUCACCGAUGCCACGAACAUUUUUGCAGGCGUCGGGAAUGUCUCAGCAAUCGCCCAAAAUACCUCUUCAGCGGCCAACAACUUACAGUCUGUUUCCGAUACGGUCGACACAUUCUCCGUGUUGCUUGGACCCUUGAAGGUGUUCAACUCCUUUGCCAAUGGCAUUGUCGAUGUCCAUCCCUACGCGAAGGUGUCGUUGAGCAUUUUCACUUGCGCAUCGAAGAUGAUUCUCGAUCAGGCGGACCGCGAUGACGCUGUCUCCCGUCUGCUCUCAAAGAUCUCUGAAGUCUACACCUUCAUCACGGAAGAGGAGGAAUUGAGCCAAACACAGAUACACCCAUGCGAAGCUGUAGCACUCGAAUGCAAACAGGACUUGACAUUGGUAUUGGGCUGGAUUGUUUUGUUGAAUUGUCGCUGA